AUGCCUGGAGAGUCGGCGAAAUCGGCGGAGGCCGCUGCGACGGCGGCGGCGCCGACGGCCACUACACCGAGCACACCGAAGAAGAAGCCAGUGACGGGCUCGAAGGCAGCCCUGGCCAAGGUGACACUGCUCGAUGGUUCACUGCUCGAGGUCACGAUAGAACGCAAAUGCCGUGGCCGCGACCUGCUGAACUCGGUGUGUGCCGGGCUGAACAUUCUGGAGAAGGACUACUUCGGGCUGACGUACCACACAGCGGCCGACCCGCGCACGUGGCUCGAUCUCGAACGGCCGGUCACCAAGUUCUUCCGCACCGAUCCGUGGGAGCUGUCGUUCGAGGUUAAGUUCUACCCGCCGGAACCGGCCCAGCUGCAGGAGGACAUUACGCGCUACCACCUCUGCCUGCAAGUGCGCAACGACAUCCUCGAGGGCCGGUUGCCGUGCUCGUUCGUGACACACGCCCUGCUCGGCUCGUACCUGGUACAGUCCGAGCUGGGCGAUUACGAUCCGGCAGAGAUGAAGGACCGAGCGUAUCUGAAGGACUUCAAGAUUGCCCCGAACCAGACGCCGGAACUGCUCGACAAGGUGAUCGAUCUGCACAAGACCCACAGGAGCCAAACACCGGCGGAAGCAGAGCUACACUAUCUGGAGAACGCCAAAAAGCUCGCCAUGUACGGUGUGGAUCUGCACCCGGCGAAAGACUCGGAAGGGGUCGACAUUAUGCUCGGCGUGUGUGCCUCAGGUUUACUCGUCUACCGAGACAAACUUCGCAUCAAUCGGUUCGCCUGGCCGAAGAUACUGAAAAUCUCCUACAAACGUAACAACUUCUAUAUCAAGAUACGCCCGGGCGAGUUCGAGCAGUACGAGUCGACGAUCGGGUUCAAGCUGGAAAACCACCGGGCGGCCAAGAAGCUGUGGAAGGCGUGCGUCGAGCAUCACACCUUCUUCCGGCUGAUGACACCGGAACCGCAGCAAAAGUCGGGCCUGUUCCCGCGCCUCGGCUCCAAGUACCGCUACUCGGGUCGCACGCACUACGAAACACGCAAAACACCCGUUGAACGGCCGGCUCCGGACUUUAAGCGCAGCCUCACCGGAAAGCGCCUGUCGAGCCGCAGUAUGGAUGCUCUCGGACAGCAGGAGAAGGAGCGUGCCGCGGCCAAGGAUCCCAACAAGGAUGGCGGCAACAAGCGUCACACCAUGUCCCAUCCGCCGGAACACAUUCCCGAUCUGGACUCACCGACGCGCGGUUCGCGCAGUCCAAUCAAGAAGGACAAAAAGGAACGCCUGAAGCGCGAAUCCAGCACGGGAACGGCGUCCGCCUCAUCGCAGAGUUCUCUCGAGGGAGAGUACGAAACGACGUCGCCUAACGUUGUCCCAGCACAGAAACCUGCCGGUGGAGUAGCCGUAUUGCCGGUGGCAGGCAAAAAGGAAAAGCAACAGCCUGACCAGCAGACACAUCAGAAAGAUGAAACCCUCAACGGCAACAACGGACAGGCCGACGCGCUAAACUCAUCGGCAGAAGACUCAACAUCACCAUCCGGCAAGCGCAGGGGAUUCCUGUUCUCAUCCGGUCGUAAGUCUCCGAAGGACAAAAAAUCACCCGGCUCGGAAUCGGCCACUAAAGUUCCGGCGACGGCCAACGGAGAUGGUGGUAAGAAAGACAAGCAGACGGCAAAGGAAGCGCAUCAACAGCAGCAACCACAAGCACCACCACCACCACCCCCAGUGUCCGCUGGCGAAAGCGGCAAGCAAAAGAAGCCGGAAAAGCCAGGUUUCACCAAACCGUACGAAUACUCGGAGAGCGAACAGGACCCGGCGGCGGCGGCACAUAAGAAGAACGUGAAGACCCGUGGCUUCCGUUACGACGAAGCCCCGGCUGGCGGUCGCCAACCGAGCGACGAUCACGAAGCGCAGCUCAGCCCGAACUCGCAGAUGCGCCGUGCGACCGGACUGGCGUUCAACUAUGCCCCCGGUGAGGACGAGAAGGUCCGUGAGUCGGUCGAGAAGCGCAAGGCUCCAGGCUCACCGUUGUCGCGCGUGAUGGAAGGCCAACAGCUCUCGCCAAAAUCGGCCGCCCGCGGUUUGCCGGGUGAGGGUGAUGCCGAGAAGGGCGUUCGCACCAGUGCCCGAUCGUACUCGCCCAACAAAGGCCGUUCGACGGUCGAUCCACUUGCCUCUGGGGCCGGCAAGUUCCGUCCAUUGGCGGACGACGCCAGUAGUGCAUUUAUUCAGGGAGAGCAGGGUGGAGCAGCAGCCGCUGGCGUUGCUGGAGCCACCGCAGAACCCGCGAAAAAGAAGGUUAAAAUUAUGGUCAUCAUUUCGAAGUUUGAUCCGAAGACGAAGCGCGUCGACACGGCCCAGGGCGUCGUGGAGCACUCUACCGGCGUGCUGGAUACCAAGACGGGCCAGAUCGAGAGCAAGUACGGGUUGAUCGAUCCGAAGGCUGGAACGGUGGUGAACUUUAAUUCCCGCACAGGCCAAAACGAAACGCUUCAGGGACAGGUCGAUCAGAAGACUGGCCAGCUGCACGUCGUAGGCGGCAAUGUGGUGGAUUCGGUCAGCGGUAAGGUAGACGAAAGCCUCGGCCAAGCCAUCAUCGUCGUACCGGAUGACGAUUCGGUCGUGGAGAUCACGACCAUCACAUCGAAGGUAGAUUCGGCCACGGGCAAGAUCGAUACCACCAACGGAGAGAUCGAGAAGACCCGGGGCAUUUUAAACCAUCGCACUGGCAUCCUGAGCACCAAGUAUGGCGACAUCAAUCCGCGCACUCGUGAACUGCGAGCGAUCGAUCCGAAAACGGGCAAACCUUCACCCGCGGCUUCCGCCGUCCGGUCCGUAACGGUCGACGCGGCUAACGGCCAGAUUACGAUCGUUGGCGUGACUGAUCCGAAGACGAACAAACUCGACAACAGCCAGGCGCACUUGCUGGCCAUCGGUGAGCAGGUGGACCCGGUCGUGGAGGUUACGUCCGUGCUGGGCAAGAUGGACAAGAAGGGUGUCAUCGAUCCGAAAACGAUCACGAUCGACCGCAGCACGGGCCAGCUGGACACGCGGGAGGGUAAGAUCAACACCAAGUACGGUCAGCUCGAUCUGGUGAAGCAAACGAUCGCGUUCGUCGACCCGCGGACGGGACGCACGGAAACGAAAGAGAUCAAGCUCGAUCCAGUGACCGGGCAGGUGGUGCUGAAGCAGCAAACCAAUCCAAAGACGGGCAAACCGGACAAGGACUACGGGCGCAUCGUUUCGAUCCGGAUCGUGCACAGCCGGAUCGAUCCAGUCACCGGUAAGCACGUACCGGCGGCUCCUGUCGAGGAUCGAGACGUUCGAGUGGAUGCCAAAACGAACCAAGUCUGGACACCAGACGGUGGCAAGGAUCCAAAGACGGGCGAAACAAUCUACACCUCGAGUCAGGUCGACCCUCGGACGGGCUUCGUCAUUACACUGUACGGUUACCUCAACCCGAAGACGAACGAAAUCGAACGCCAGACGAAAUUGGACACGAACACGACACGGAUUGACCCAGGCACGGGUCAGAUAUAUGCGGCCACUGGCCAGGUUGAUGAAGCGACUGGUGAACCACUGUUUGCCGCGACACAGAUCAACGAAGAGAACGGUGAAAUUUACACGAAGGUCGGCAAGGUAGAUCCCAAGUCCGGGCGGAUGGUCAUCAUCAAGAUCUUCAUCCUCACCAAGAAGGAUGAGCGGGGUCGCCCGGAAGAGGUAGACGUGGGCACGGUUGAUCUGGAGCCGGAAACGGGCCGCAUUCGUGACAUCGCGCCGAAGACACUCUAUCUGUACAAGAUGCGUGAUCCGAUCACGGGCGAAACGUACAACGUGGACCCGAACGAUCCGCGUAUUGCGGGCGCACGGACAACCGUCACGCAAACGAUGACUCUGAGCGGUGAGAUCGAUCCGGUAACCGGGCGCAUCAAGUCCGAGUGGGGUCACAUCGAUCCGAACACCGGCGAUAUCGAUCCGGCGACAGCGAUCCGUGAUCCGGUCACCGGCAAGAUGAUCUUAAACUAUGCCGACAUCGAACCGAGCCACUUUGGCAAGAACGUGACCGUGACGAAGGAAACGGUUCCGAUCACGCGCGAACAGUUCUACGAAGGUAUUAAACACAUGGGCAAGAAGGCAACGCGCCGCGAGUCGGAAAGUUCCGACGAUGACAUGACCGCCCAGUACGGUAGCGAAAGCAUCAAAGAGGUCCAGUCCGGUAGCUCAGCGGCUCCCGGAGCCAAAACCGGUGCCGGCGGCACACCGACCGUCGUGAAGACGACCACCAAGCAGGUGAUCACCAAGAACGAAGACGGCGUCACGCACAAUGUGGAAGAGGAGGUGCAGAACCUUGGCACCGGACAGAUCGUGUACUCCACGCAGGAGCACAAGGCGGAUGCACCGACGACCGGAGCCGAUGCAGGUAAAUUUGUGACGGCCACGGCCGUCACCACGCGUACCGCGACCACGCACGAGGAUCUCGGUACGAACGCCAAGACACAGCAGCUGGAAGAGAAAACGGUGGCCACCACCACCACGCAGCAUGGCGAGCGCCAGGAGCAGCGGGUCAUUACGCAGGAAGUAAAAACGACCGCCACCGUCACCAGCGGCGAUCAGUACGCGCGCCGCAGCAGUGUCUCAUCGACGAGCUCCGGUGACUCCGGAACGCCGAUCGAUGGCCCUUACGGUGACGACUCGCUGACGGAGGUGAUCCACAACAAGUCCUACACGGGAGCUAGUAACGUGGCCGGUGCCUCACAGAUCCCGGAAGGGCCGAACGUAGAGCACCGUAAAGUGGUGCUGGAUGAUCUGACCGAAGGCACCGAAACUCACGGUGAGAUCGUCUCCUCGCAGACGGUGUCCAGCAAAACGCGAACUGUUGAAACCAUCACAUACAAAACGGAGCGGGACGGCGUAGUGGAGACACGCGUAGAACAGAAGAUCACCAUCCAGUCGGACGGCGAUCCGAUCGACCACGAUAAGGCCCUUGCUGAGGCAAUUCAGGAAGCAACUGCCAUGAAUCCGGACAUGACCGUGGAGAAGAUCGAGAUUCAGCAGCAGUCGCAAUAGGCCAACAACAGUGUACACUCCCGGCACGGUCCAACAAGUCAAGUGCGCCGAUGGCACUCUAGCUGCACUCCUAAACGGAUAGAAGACCGAAAAUGGGCGGAAUGUAGUUGCUGCUGGAGUGCUGCGGUGCCAUGAGGUGCACAUGAACCGAAGAUAACGGAAGGACAGUUUGUUGUUGCUUGCUGUUGAACUAUUUCUCUCUCCCUUUUUUAAAUGACAUGUUUGCUUCAUGUGGUUUGUGGUUCACGCUAGCUUAGCAAAUCAAACUCGAUCGAUCGUAGAAACACCGCAACGGCGACCGGGAUGAAAGAGAAACUAUAAGUGCAAAUCCUACAACUUGACCUCCAACGUGGCGCGAGACGGGUCAAAACAUACGCGUGGCGAGUGGAAAGAUGAAACAAAAGAAAAGAAUAUUCAUAUAUUUAUUUAUUGCUUAAAGCGCGUGUGGCAUGCAAUGUGGGGCGAAGAUCAAGUGGGGAACGAUCUGCUUGCUGCUGCUGCAGUGAAGGAGCAGCAGUGCAGUGGAACGCAGGCAAACAAUCAAAUUCGCUUAAAGAAAUCGCCAAUGCUUAAAGAGAGAACAAAAUGCUGAAAAAUGAUUCAAAAAAAGUGGAAGCGAAAUAUAUACUAGAUAUACAAGCGCGUAUAAUGAUGUUUAAUUCGAGAAUCUUUCAUGUUAAGUCAUAUAAUAAUUGUCAGAACACAAACGAAGAAUAAUUGUGCAUUUGCAGAAAACAGAAGAGAACAAUCUGAAAACACUAUUUACAGUUGUUAUGGUACAGUAUGUGUCUUUUGGUAAACUCAUUACGCGACAGCAGAGAAAAAACGAUGAAAAAGAAACACAUGUCGAAAUAUGAGUAACAUGCUUAUCAUUUAUCAUAGCUUCGAACUAAGCAAAGAGAUGUUUAUCCCCGACAAUGAAAGUGAAUGUGGACGGCGCGCUGCGCUGCAAAAAAUGUGUUUGAGUAUUUGUUUUUUUGUUGUUAUAAUUUUCUUACUUUCCUACUUUGCGAAUAAAUUCAACUAUAUUUUGUUCAAAUUUGAUAAGAAACGAAUUAGUCAUCAAUUUCUAAUCGGCUUCGUGUUAGCUCUAUGAAACAAUGGACCUGCAACACAGUACACAGGCUAGUAUUUUGCGCUUAAAACUUCGAAGAUCAAACACCAUCAGUGUUCAACACACCAAUAGCAUGAUCAAAAGGAAUCGAUAAGAACGUAUCACCAUUCACCAUUCAGCGAGCACCAACAAUCGUUGUUACCAAGAACGACCGAACGACGAAACCUCUAAAAUUGAAACGCUUUGAGACAGAACAGUAUCAGGAUUAUUAAAAAUGAUCCCCCAAAAUUAGCGGAUUAAAAAGUAGAUGCAGCUUUACAAGAGAAGAAUACACGAUGAUCAGUGGUUGCCUUAUUUGUAUUCCUGUUUUUCCCACGAACGUGACGAAAGUUAGCUAAUCAUGACCGAACCGAACGAGAACAGAUCACAAACAGCCACUCUACCACGACAUCAUCUCAGCUACAUCCAGAAUUCAUCCAUCAGCCUGACCAUUCACUUAUUGUUUCGUAUUUAAGGCUUCGUUUCGAAUUUAACAUUCCACAUAGUUCUUUUCCGCGAGAGUGUGUUUCGUUUGAGGAACUAUAGUUUUUUUCCCCAUAUCUAUUUUCGUACUAAAAACCGUCGACCGAUCUUCUGUCCGGGCUCUAAAUUAUAAUUUGCGUUUAAUUUAUUUGCAUCUCUCGUGCAAAAGCUUCUUGCUUUCUGAUCUACUUUGCUCCUACUUUGCUUUAUCGUAGUUUAUUGACAUUUGUCGUUUUUGCUGCUCUUUGCACUGCGCUAGGGCUUCGUUGAGAAUUUUCGGGAUAGUCCCUUUUAAACGAAGCAUACCACGAAGCUACUCGGCCGGGAGCAGGUCGAAUGACGCAAUCAUACAAACACAAGAGGUUUCAACGAUUAGUAGUGGAGUUGAGGAACAGCGCAACGCUAAGUAGAAUCGUUGUAGAAAAGUGCAGAAGAGAUCGCGCGUAAGGUAAUAUAUAAUAUAUUUUUUGUUAAUUUUAGUUUUAGUUAAAUUACACAAUUGUGAAAUUCCUUCAGUUCUUUCUUUUUUAAUCUAAAUCUGAAUACAUUAAAACGAUUGUUAAGCAUCACC
Messenger RNA from Anopheles bellator, 7211 nucleotides. RefSeq names its product protein 4.1 homolog (gene cora). Gene Ontology annotation, cellular component: plasma membrane; cytoskeleton. Gene Ontology annotation, molecular function: actin binding; structural molecule activity. The transcript is spliced from 14 exons. The coding region runs from base 1 to 5064 and encodes 1687 amino acids. Lineage: Eukaryota; Metazoa; Arthropoda; Insecta; Diptera; Culicidae. The record is from RefSeq and is a predicted model, not a curated record.